UGGUCGGGUUGUUUCUACAGGAAGAGCAGCUAGUCUAGAUCCCUGCUAUAUAUGUUCGCUCAGCGAUCUUUUGUUCGUUAACCAUGAAACCAUCUCGUCUUUCCAUUCAAUCGGAUUACACUACUCGUAUAUAGGAGUACAUACCAGCUUAAUUAACACAGCAGUUGAUUACCAAUUUCCCAUGCCGCUUGUCGUGCAGCGCGUGGCGCCCGUUUCUGCUGCUACUGCUUGUAGUUGCGCAGCAGCAAAACAUGCUGAUGGCCGCCUCCUGUUCGAUGAUCUUUUGCUCGGUGGCAAUGGGGGUCACGACGCCAAGAAUAAGCCCGAUGCGAGCAACGACAACGGCUCGUCCGGGAAACUCGAGUGGCUGAGGUCGCAGAUCAUCGGCGCGGAAGCAGAGUUCGCGUCGCCGUUCGGCACUCGCCGCAUCACGUACGCCGACCACACGGCGUCCGCCCGCUGCCUGCGGUUCGUCGAGGAGUUCGUGCUGCGCAACGUUCUCCCCUACUAUGGAAACACUCACACGGAGGACAGCUACGUGGGACUGCACACGAGCAAGCUGGACCAGCAGGCGGCGCGGUACGUGAAGCGCUGCCUGGGCGCCGGACCGCAGGACAUGCUGCUCUUCUGCGGCACGGGCUGCACCGCGGCCAUCAAGCGCCUGCAGGAGGUGACGGGCGUGGCCAUCCCGCCCACGCUGCGCGCCGCGGCGCUGGCCGCCCUGCCGCCGUCCGACCGGUGGGUGGUCUUCGUGGGGCCCUACGAGCACCACUCCAACCUGCUCACCUGGCGGGAGAGCCUAGCGGAGGUGGUGGAGAUCGGGCUGCGCCCGGAGGACGGCCUCCUGGACCUCUGCGCCCUGGAGGCGGCCCUGGAGGCGCGCGCGUUCGGGGGGCGGCCCAUGCUGGGUGCCUUCUCGGCGUGCAGCAACGUCACCGGGCUGCGCACCGACACGCGCGCCGUGGCACGCCUGCUGCACCGGUACGGCGCCUACGCCUGCUUCGACUUCGCGUGCAGCGCGCCCUACGUGCGCAUCGACAUGCGGUCCGGUGAGGAGGACGGCUACGACGCCGUGUUCCUGAGCCUGCACAAGUUCCUCGGCGGCCCCGGCAGCCCGGGCGUCCUGGCGAUGUCGUCGCGGCUCUACCGCCUCCACCGCACCGCGCCGUCCACCAGCGGUGGGGGCACCGUGCUCUACGUCAGCGCGUACGACCACCGCGACACGGUGUACAGCGACGACGCCGAGGAGCGCGAGGACGCGGGAACGCCGGCGAUCAUACAGAAGGUCCGCGCGGCGCUGGCGUUCCGGGUGAAGGAGUGGGUCGGGGAGGCGUGCAUCGCGGCGGGCGAGGCCCGCAUGCUUGCUCUGGCUCUCCGACGUAUCCGCGCGGCCGCCAACCCCAACCUGCGCCUGCUGCUCGGUGCUGAUCCUGCGAGCGCGGCCCGGCUCCCGGUACUGUCCUUCGUGGUGUACCCUCGUACGCACGACGAGCCUGAGCCCGAGGGCGGAUGUCGCGGCGGGAAGGAGGAGCAGGGGCGCCCAAGGCUGCAGCUGCACUGCCGGUUCGUGACGAAGCUGCUCAACGACCUGUUCGGCGUGCAGGCGCGCGCGGGUUGCGCCUGCGCGGGGCCCUACGGCCACCGGCUCCUCGGCAUCACCCCGGCGCGUGCCAAAGCCAUCAAAUCCGCCGUCGAGCUGGGCUAUCACGGGGUGCGGCCCGGGUGGACGCGCGUCAGCCUCGCCUACUACACGUCGAUGCAGGAGGCGGAGUUCGUGCUGGAUGCCGUGGACUUCGUGGCCAGCUUCGGCCACCGGUUCCUGCCGCUCUACGCAUUCGACUGGAAAACUGGUGAGUGGCAGUACAACCACAGCUGCGCCCGCGGACUCUUGCCAAAAAACGUCGGCGACGGUAUUGCUUCUAGUGGACGAGUGAAAGCAGAGCACGACUACCAGAGCUACAUGACAUUUGCUCGUCGCCUGGCUGACUCCUUGGCUACCACUUGCACUGGUCUGACUGAAACUCAUGCUGAGCGCAUUCCCAAGGGCAUCGAUCCACAGUUAGUUUACUUUGUCGUGUGAGUCGAUGUAAAGUUGAGUUAUUUGUUCAUCCCUUUCUUCCGGCUCCAUUUCUACUACUACUCCUUUUCUGUUGCACAACUGAGUCCAGAAUUGAGGCCUUGUGUAAAUUUGUCUCAAAUCAAUAAAAAUA
This is a messenger RNA of Phragmites australis (common reed), 2210 nucleotides long. RefSeq lists its product as uncharacterized. The coding region runs from base 182 to 2080 and encodes 632 amino acids. The transcript is spliced from 3 exons. Lineage: Eukaryota; Viridiplantae; Streptophyta; Magnoliopsida; Poales; Poaceae. The record is from RefSeq and is a predicted model, not a curated record.